This is a messenger RNA of Bipolaris maydis ATCC 48331, 1182 nucleotides long. RefSeq lists its product as uncharacterized. NCBI's taxonomy places the organism in Eukaryota, Fungi, Ascomycota, Dothideomycetes, Pleosporales, Pleosporaceae. The record is from RefSeq and is a predicted model, not a curated record.
AUGACUUCUACAGGUAUCGGCGACGGCAAGGACGAUGCUGAGAACCACCCCAAAGGUUUGCAGCAAAUUCAUCAACCGAUGGACGAUGCCGUCAUGUUGCAUGGCUCCAAGUUUUCCAAUGAAGCUGUCAAACAACCUACUCUGACUGAAAAGAAACAGUCAUCAUCCUGGCUUGAGAUGAAUGCGUUCCAGCUUGAGAUUCAGCGCUUGAAAAGCGACAUUGAUACGCGCAACGCUUACACCCGGAGUCUCGAGCGGGACAAUGCAAAGACUGCUUCUGUGAUGUUGGAGAACGAAGCACUCCACAAAAAAGUGAAUGAGCUUGUCAAGAACUUGGACAGCAAAAACACCGAACUAUAUACGCUCAGAAGUGCCGUCGCUAGCUCGGCCAAUAUAGCUGAAGAGGCAGCCCACAUGCGCGUCCAGAUGGAGGCUUUCCCAAUAAUUUCUCUCGCGCUGGCGUUUUCGAUGAUCAAUCUGUUGUUGGAGUCUACGAAGCACGAAGCCCAGGCCGAUGACACUACUCGUACCCAGGCUUCAGUCAAUGACCUGCAGGUAAAGCUCACCGACGAAAAGAACAUCAACAAGCAACUCACUAUGGAACUCGCUGAGAGUAAGGAUAAAAUCAAAGACAUCACUGGUGUAGCCAAGACCUUGAGAUCCCAGAACAAGGGUAUUAAGAGCAAGGUCAAGGAACUCCAAGAGAAUCUGGGUUCUACCGAGAAAGCUCGAGAUUGGUACUACAAAAAUUAUACUCAGACAUUCCAGCGCUGCAACACACUCGAGCAAGAAAACGCUGCACUAAAAGAAGAGAAAAGAGGCCUCUCUGAGAAACUGACCAAUCAACUACAUAGCCUGGGUGGUUUAGUCACAGACCUAGACCUCGUUCAAGAGGAAAUUCGCAUCUACGUCUGCCCGCAUGACGACUUGAGAACCAUCUACUCAGCAACAGCAAAAGUCACACAGUUAAAGAAAGCGUGGAUGAUAGCAAGCGAGAUUUGGAAGCUCUGUGAGGACGAGAACAAGUUCCUGAAGGCAUAUGAGACAUCAAGACAAAACAUUCUGGAGCAUCACCGUGCACACGAGAGGGCACUGCAUAAGAAUGGACAUCUUAGGAAGAGGAUCAAGGCGGCGUUUGAAGAGCUGGAUCAGAGGAGGCAGUUUUGUAUCAAGUACACCUGA